UGUACUUCCAAAAGGCUGACAGAGUCGCUGAACUCGACCCUCCAAUCGCUUCUCUCUUAUCUCUCUUCUACAAACGUGAAAGGAUGUGGCGCUUGACGGCGACGUUGCUGCUGCUGGCUCUGGCCUCGGCCGAACCCCAAGGAUAUAAUUACGAGGAACCCGACAACCAAUACCUUCCUCCCGCAAAAUGCAAGCUUGCUCCUGUCACCUCCGUCGUCUACAACACUCAGCUCCAAACCUCAGUCCGCCUCCAGACCGUCAAUCAAGUCAACACUCAGUACAGAACCACAACCAUUGUCAGGCAACAGGUGGUGCCAACCACACUUUUCCAGACUCGUGUUCAAACACAGGUCCAGUAUCAGACCAGCGUUGUUCAACAAACAACCGUUCGUGCUGUUGACAGGUUUGUCACCCAGACCGUUCCAAGUCCACCUGUUGUACAAACGCGUUUCGUCACUUCAACCCGUGUGGUGCCGCAGGUCAACUAUGUCACACGUACACAGGUGCAGACGCAGGUUGUUCCUGUAGAGGUGACCAGCACUCAGGUCCGGACUAUCAUCCAGCCUCUUACUAAUUACCAGACACAGGAGCGUCAAGCUACCCGUGUCGUCACUGUCCCAGGCCGUGACGUUGUACAAACUCGUGUUCAGACUGUCGUCCAGACCUCCAUUGUCAGGAGCCAACAGCCAGCUAUCACCCGUUUUGUAACAUCCACACGUGUGCAACAGCUGCAGACAUCUGUCGUCCGUGGACAGGAUGUUGUUAGAACUACUGUUGCUCAGCGUCAACAGGUCAUUCCUUUCACAUCUGUUAACACUCGUUAUGAGAAUGUCGUUGCUACUCGUCAACAGGUGGUGACGAGAACCAAUAUUGCUACCCAGACACGCAUCCUCACACAGGUGGUACCUCAAGAGGUGGUACGUACUCAGGUGGUUCCCACCACCAUCUACACCACUCUCUUCGAGACAAGGGUUCAGCCCUUCACACGGGUGCAGACCGUUGUCAGGACCCAGUACGUCACACCGGUCCCCGUGGUACAAACCCGUCAGGAAGUCCGAACCUCUGUGGUCCAAGUACCCGGCCAAGACCGCGUCGUUAACCGGGAGGUGGUGCAGACCCAACAAAGACAGCAGGUCGUGUACCGCACAGUCAACCAGCCUCGCCAAGUUACCGUCACUCAGACAGUUACUUCUUCUUGUGGAUAUAAUUAUGAUGCCCCGGCCGUUCCCUUCAAUUUUUAG
Messenger RNA from Penaeus vannamei (Pacific white shrimp), 1241 nucleotides. The record is from RefSeq and is a predicted model, not a curated record. NCBI's taxonomy places the organism in Eukaryota, Metazoa, Arthropoda, Malacostraca, Decapoda, Penaeidae.